Messenger RNA from Paracoccidioides brasiliensis Pb18, 1743 nucleotides. Its product is annotated as ubiquitin-specific protease UBP6. Gene Ontology annotation, biological process: regulation of proteasomal protein catabolic process; proteasome-mediated ubiquitin-dependent protein catabolic process; protein deubiquitination. Bases 1 to 1743 code for a protein of 580 amino acids. Gene Ontology annotation, molecular function: protein binding; cysteine-type deubiquitinase activity; proteasome binding. The transcript has 2 exons. The record is from RefSeq and is a predicted model, not a curated record.
AUGCUCCUGCUUGCCUUUAACAAAUGGGUUGUAGUGAUCGUAAAGCACCAGGGCAAGCGCCACGAAGUAGAUCUCGAUCCGACUACCAACGGGGAGACCUUCAAAUUCCAGUUGUAUUCACUUACCGGAGUCGAACCGGAGCGCCAGAAGGUUCUUGUGAAGGGAGUCCAGCUUAAAGAUAACACCGAACUCUCCACUCUCGAUGCUAAACCAGGGGAAACUUUCAUGCUGCUGGGUACCCCAAGUUCCGGUCGUGCCAGUGCCGCUCUGGAGAAACCUAAGGUGGCCACCAAGUUUAUUGAAGAUAUGACGGAAGCUGAAGCCGCGAAAUCUGAGGGCGCAACCCCUGCCGGUCUAAAAAACAUGGGCAACACAUGCUGGCUAAACUCCACACUCCAGACAUUACGGACCCUCCCAGAACUUCAGGAAGAGCUCUUGAAAUACAAGUCCUCGCUCGGGCCGUUUAAUUCCGGCAGAGGUUCUUCCUUCGAUCUUGUCGCUUCGUUGAGAGACCUCUAUAAGCAGAUGUCUGAAACGCGGUACGGGCUUUCGCCGGACAUAUUUUGGAAUGCUCUAGCAUUUGCUAUUCCACAUCUCGUACGGAAAGCGAAGGACGGUCGCGGAUAUGAACAACAAGACGCGGAAGAGGCCUGGUCCGAGAUUAUAUCCAUACUUCGCCGGAGUCUCCAGAUCCAGGGCGAGAACAACGAUGAAUUAUCAGCAAAAGUGUCCUUCGUGGACAAAUAUCUCUCUGGAAAGUUGGAAUCGGUUGACGAAUGUGACGAAGUGGCGGCAAAGGAAGCUGGAGAAACACCUACUGAAUCAUCUGACACCUUUCUUAAACUUGACUGCCAUAUCGACCAGACUAUAAAUCAUCUGCGAGAUGGAAUUUUGGCGGGCCUACAAGAUAAGAUUGAAAAGCAUUCACCCACUCUCGACAGGGACGCUAUGUAUACGAAACGCUCACUGAUCUCUCGAUUACCUAAAUACCUGACAGUUCAUUUUAUGCGCUUCUUCUGGAAACGGGAUAUACAAAAGAAGGUGAAAAUCAUGCGCAAAGUGACAUUUCCUGCAGAGUUGGACGUAGUGGAAUUCUGUACUGAUGAGCUGAAAAGCCAGCUCAUCCCUGUGAGGGACAAGAUCAGAGAGAUUCGGAAAGAUGAACAUGAUAUGGAACGAGCUCGCAAACGCCAGAAGAUUGCGCAUAAGCAAGAAGAGGACCGGAAGGCUGAUGCUUUAAUGAGUGAGCCCGUCCAAAAGAAGCAAAUGACCGAGUCAAGGGCCGAAGCAGAAGCAAGCACCGAUGUGCCGAUGGAAGGUACCUUCAAAACAGAUGCCGAGUAUGAAUCUGAGCGUGCCGCUGCGGUUCUGGCAGCGAAGAAAGAACUGUUCGAACUUAUUGACCCUAAGCUUGCGGCUGAUGAUGGGGCCAAUAAGUCUGGACUUUACGAACUGCGGGGAGUAAUUACACACCAGGGCCCUAGUGCCGACAGUGGUCACUACACCACCUUUGUGAGGAAGCAAGCACGGAUCGUCGAUGAUCCUCAUGUCCCACGGGGCAGGAGGCGGGAGGACGAUGGGAAGUGGUGGUGGUUCAAUGAUGACAAAGUUUCGGAGGUCGAGGCGGAGAAGAUUGAAACGCUAUCAGGAGGCGGUGAAUCACAUUCUGCAUUGAUUUUGUUAUACCGAGCAAUCGAUUUGCCAACCGCAGAAGAAGUUAAAGAUGUGCCCAAAGAAGAAUAA